GCAAAAGAACAAUCACUGUCCACACAUCAACGAUAUCGCACAAUUCACUGAUAUUUUAUUACUUAUCUUCCCGAUGGCAGCGGUCGAAGACAGGCCAGCUGAUGAUCACAGCGAAGCGGUUGGACCGGCUGUCGCCAGCGCGUCAAUCAUUGAAUUCGGCCGUAGCAAUUUACACCCUACUCUCCUGGAAUCUCUGUCUCAAAGAUACACUACUUUCACAGAUAUACAACGGAAGGCAAUACCACUUAUACUUUCGGGAAAGGAUGUUCUUAUUAAAGCUCAAACUGGUUCUGGCAAAACUCUAGCUGCACUUGUACCUGUUGCAAACUAUCUAUACGAAUCAAUGCGAAACAUAGGGGAGGCACAACUGGUAGUUUUGGUCGUUUUACCUACAACUGAGCUGGUUCAUCAGACUGUGGAGGUCUUAUCAUCGCUCUUGGAAGGUAGUGUAACUGUGAAGGCAUCGUUAAAAAAUGAAAACAUAAUCGCAAACGUAGUUGUAUCAAAGCCUAAUAUGGCAUUGUAUCAUGCAAAGGAACACCAAGCCACGUUGAAAAUAGUAGUGCUUGACGAAGCUGAUCUUUUGUUUGAAUUUGGUUUUAAAAGCGAAACACUUCAGUUGGCUGAAAUAUUGCGUAAUUUUGGCAGAAGGAAGUCUUUUCAGACUAUACUUCUUUCUGCGACUCUAGAUCAGCAUGUACAAAACCUAGCUAAUCUUAUUUUGUAUAAGCCGCUGUUUGUUGAAGCUGAAUAUAAACCCAGCAUGGGUUGUAUUAAGGAGUUUUAUGUGCGUUUGAAUGAAGACGAUAAACUACUAUUUGUCUACGCUCUCAUUAAAAUGGAGACCCUACCAUAUCCUGCAUUGAUUUUUACUAAUUCUGAUGAAAGGGCAUACAAGAUUAAGACACAUUUAGCUAAGUUAUCGGUUGAAUCGCGUGCUUUGAGUAGGCUUUUGUCCCCUCGCAUGCGCCAAGCUUUACUUACCAGCUUUAACCAAGGAACUAUCAAUGUUCUCAUCGUAGCUGACGAUGAUCGUGGCGAUAAGCUUUGCGCUACAAGGGGUGUCGACUUCAAAUGUGUGCAGUGUGUCCUGAACUUCGACGCACCUACAGAUUCGACUACAUAUACCCACAGGAUUGGACGUACUGGUCGCAUGGGUAGGGUCGGCAGUAGCAUAACAUUUAUAUGCGACAACGACUUACCCUUGUUGGAGGACCUGCAGGGCGAUCCAUCUCGGCAUAUACAGGAAUUAGACAUACCGAAGGGAGUGUUUGACACCAUGCGCUAUCGUGUCGAAGAUGUAGGUAAGGGUGUUACAAAGCGUUUGGUGUCUACCAGUCAAAUGCAGGCGUUGCGUCAUAGCGCAUUGCUUGAGGAUGCUUUCGUUACCAACCUUAGCAAGCGCGACGAAGUAUUGCUCAAAGCUGUUGUGGAGAAUGAUGAGAAAAGGCUUGGUGUUGAGAAGCGUCAUUUAGCACAUAUACCCAAAUACUUGGUAAAUGACCCACUCAAGGCUACAGUCGUCGAAUUACAACAAAAGGUAAACAUGAACGCUCGCCCGACUUCAAAGGCGCCAACAAAGGCAGAGGAGUCUACUAAAGGACGCACCAAAGUAAGGAAGAAGAAGUUCAAAAAAUUGCCAAAGUUCAGACGUAGGAAGAAAUAAAUGACAAUGUAUCUUUGCGCACAAAGUAUUUGACUCG
Messenger RNA from Babesia bovis T2Bo, 1703 nucleotides. Its product is annotated as DEAD/DEAH box helicase family protein. Gene Ontology annotation, molecular function: ATP binding; nucleic acid binding. The record is from RefSeq and is a predicted model, not a curated record. NCBI's taxonomy places the organism in Eukaryota, Apicomplexa, Aconoidasida, Piroplasmida, Babesiidae. Gene Ontology annotation, cellular component: nucleolus. Bases 74 to 1666 code for a protein of 530 amino acids. The transcript has a single exon.